Messenger RNA from Aspergillus melleus, 1320 nucleotides. RefSeq names its product aspartate/glutamate racemase family protein. NCBI's taxonomy places the organism in Eukaryota, Fungi, Ascomycota, Eurotiomycetes, Eurotiales, Aspergillaceae. The record is from RefSeq and is a predicted model, not a curated record. The transcript has a single exon. The coding region runs from base 336 to 1217 and encodes 293 amino acids.
UCCAUCAACUGCCGACGCGCGCUUCCUUCUUCUUCUCUCCUCGUAUCCGUUCCGCAUCGAGUAGCUCGAUGAGGAAGGGUUUCGGAGUACCACCCUUACAUUUUGAGUUCUUGCAUUCCUGACCCCUCAUACAGCUGACCCGCUGUCCAAGAAUAGUCGCUGUCCGUCAGUAUGCAGUGCGCCGCCGCUGCUCUUCUGCGAGCUAACACCCACCCGCUUCCUUCCCUACUAGCGAUUCGCUAAAAUCCACCGUUGUCAACAGCCAUCUAUCAUCCCCGAUUUCGAUUCCUCCAACAGUCCGCGAUCGUUCAUGUUGCCGAUCACGUUGCUCCACCAUGGCUUCCACCACUAACAGACGGUUCGCGAUCCUAGUCAUCAACCCGAACACUUCGACACACAUGACGGAUGCGUUAAGCCCUAUCGUGGAAAACCUCGCCUUUUCGGACAUCCAGUUCGACUACUUCACAGCACCGUCGGAAUCAGUCACCCUUCCCGAUGGUAGAACAAUCGAGGGCGUACCCAGUAUCAACUCUGGGGAGGAUUCGGCGAAAUCCGCGUUGCACUGCAUGCCCUUCGUGGAACCAUUGAUACCCAAAUAUGACGCCUUUCUUGUGGCGUGCUACUCCGCUCAUCCUCUUGUGGGUAUGCUGAAAAAGGCAAUUACCAAUCUGGAAGAUAGCGCUCUAGGGGGUGCCACGGAACCCGCAGCGACGAGGAAAUGUGUGACCGGCAUCUUCGAAGCAAGUGUUGUCACGUCGCUGUCUUUGAUUAGUUCUUUUCAUCUCCUCGACGAUCAGGGAUAUGGCAAGACCCAGGCGCAGGACACAUUCGGGAUUAUCUCCACAGGGAGUGUCUGGAAGGAUGAACUUGGCAAGGCGGUUGCUGAAAUGCUCGUCCGUUCCGGGGAUGGCGCAAACCCGACCCGCCGUUUCGCCGGCGUAGAAACGACGGGACUUACGGCUGUUGAACUACAUACCACACCUCCUGCGGAAGUGAAGCGGAGAAUCAGCGAGGCUACCGAAAAGCUCAUCAAGAGUACGCCCGACCCAUUGACUGCGAUUUGUAUGGGAUGUGCGGGCAUGGCAGGUAUGGAGGAAGCGGUGCGAGAAGGCUGCAUCAAGGCCUACGGACCGAAACAAGCGAAGCAGGUUCGAAUUGUUGACGGCGUGGUUGCCGGUGCUGGGCUGCUGGUAACGGCGUGCAAGGCGGGAUUUUGAUCGAGAGGCAAUCCAUUACGAAAAGAUAUGUAUGGUACUAGACAAGAUCCUGAACAGUAAAGACCCCUCAAAGCAUUAUAAUACAUCAAAUAAUAUAUUUUAU